Echinococcus granulosus is the source of this 1080-nucleotide messenger RNA. Its product is annotated as LIM domain-containing protein unc-97. Gene Ontology annotation, cellular component: focal adhesion; cell-cell junction; cytoplasm. The transcript has 7 exons. Gene Ontology annotation, biological process: cell-cell adhesion; cell-cell junction organization; positive regulation of integrin-mediated signaling pathway. Lineage: Eukaryota; Metazoa; Platyhelminthes; Cestoda; Cyclophyllidea; Taeniidae. The record is from RefSeq and is a predicted model, not a curated record. Bases 1 to 1080 code for a protein of 359 amino acids.
AUGGGUCCUCCCGCCGACUCGCAGGUUAUUUCUACCGAAUUUCAGGGAGAUGUUUCGGGAGUCGAUAGUGGAGGAUACGAUAAUUAUCCACCAGCUGAUGAGUUUUCUAAGCUUGAUGUUGGAGAUGAUUUCUGUCUCCAUUGUCAUGAAGGAUUCAAGGUAAAUGAAAAGGUGGUUCAGGCUCGAAACGAAAAAUACCACAUAGACUGUUUUGUCUGUGCGCAGUGUUUUCAGCCUUUUCCAGACGGUGUGUAUUACGAUUUUGAUGGUAGAAAGUACUGUGAACAUGAUUUUCAUGUUCUUUUUGCGCCUUGCUGUGGAAAGUGUGGCUAUUUUAUCGUUGGUCGUGUAAUAAAAGCAAUGAACAGCAGUUGGCAUCCCGAGUGUUUCCGUUGCCAGAUUUGCGACAAGUGCCUUGCUGAUGAUGGUUUUGUUAAACAUUCUGGCAGAGCCCUGUGCCAUGAAUGUAAUGCUCGAGAAAAGGCGAACAGCUCUGAUCGGAUUCUCUGCUUCAAAUGCCACUCCUAUGUUGAUGAAACCCAACAACUUAAGUACCAGUCAGAAGUAUAUCAUGCUUAUCACUUCACUUGUUCAUCAUGCGGCUCCGAGCUCAGUUCUGAUGCUCGGGAAAAGGAUGGUGACCUCUAUUGCCUUCGAUGUUUCGAUAAAAUGGGGAUUCCGAUUUGUGGUGCUUGUCGUCGGCCUAUUGAGGAGCGUGUGGUUCAUGCACUAGGGAAGACCUGGCACGUGGAGCACUUUGUCUGUGCACGCUGUGAGAAGCCAUUUUUGGGUUCACGACAUUACGAGAAAAAGGGAUUGGCCUACUGUGAACUCCACUACCAGCAGUUAUUUGGCAUGCUCUGCUACUCGUGCAAUCAGGUCAUCCCCGGAGAGACCGUGUUUGCACUGAACAAGGCUUGGUGUGUUGAUCACUUCGGGUGCGUUGCCUGUGAUCGACGUAUCAGUCCGAAGACAAAGUUCUACGAAUUUGACCUUCGCCCCGUGUGCAAAUCUUGCUACGAGAUGUUUCCGAUCGAGCUACGGAAGCGAAUUGCCAAAAUGCACAAACUGGAGGAUUGA